This is a messenger RNA of Anthonomus grandis grandis, 3533 nucleotides long. RefSeq names its product helix-loop-helix protein delilah-like. Lineage: Eukaryota; Metazoa; Arthropoda; Insecta; Coleoptera; Curculionidae. Gene Ontology annotation, molecular function: protein dimerization activity. The coding region runs from base 129 to 815 and encodes 228 amino acids. The transcript has a single exon. The record is from RefSeq and is a predicted model, not a curated record.
GUCCGACGCGCACUUUAGUUUAAGUCACCGCGUCUUAAGACACAGUCAACACAACAGCAUCAGUUUGUUCUCUCGCGAGUUGUUCAUACUUAGACGCGAUAUAUACGCCGGUAAAAGAAGUGACGAACAUGUUAGAAUACGAUGAUGAGCUCUCCGAAAGGCUCGGGUUAUCCCUGCCCAGUCCAGUUACUUAUUUGGAUUCGAACAAUAAUUCUAGUGCGGGAAAACGGGGUGAUAAAUACGCCUUAAGACCCAGAUCGAUGAGAAGGAAAAAUCUCAUGUCUGAUUUCGAGGAGAUCCCUCUGGUGCAUCCGAAGUCUUCCACUUCCAAACAUACGUCCAAUGGAUCAAUAGCGAAGCCCCAAAAACCUAAAUCAGCCCCUUUAAGUAAGUACCGCAGGAAAACCGCUAACGCACGAGAAAGAACCCGAAUGCGGGAGAUCAAUCAGGCUUUUGAGGCUUUAAGGAUGGCGGUGCCUCAAAUUGCACCCAAUCAGCAACAGAAUGAAAAAUUGACAAAAAUAACCACUCUAAGGUUGGCAAUGAAGUAUAUCUCGGCACUUUCUGCGGCUCUGAGUAGCAGUCCAGCGGAAUUGCCCCAGCAGGAUAUCUUUUCUGAGUGUUCUGAGUUGGAAUCGUUCUUGUUGGAGUCGGACGGGGAAUCGUUGCCGCUUAAUAGUGAUGGGUCGGAUCAUUCUUUGACCCCGGCUGAUUUUUCUGCUGUUGACUUCGAUGAUUCUUUGACCUCAGUUGAUUUUUCUUCAGAUUUUUCGAAUCAUUUGCCGUUCGAUACUUAUUUAAGUGAUUUUAGUUAGCACCCUAAAUUAGUAAAAUUAUAUUGUUUUUAGGUAAAUAAUUGCGAUAGGUGGGUGAUGUUUCCAGUAAUGGUUGAAUAUGUAGGUCAGUAGGUAUUGCUAUUACAUCGUUUUCUCAACACUAUUUAAAGAACUUUUCAGUGAUAAAAGAGUGAUAAAAGGUUGGUUUUAUUUGAAAAUAUAAUAUAAUAAUAUUUUAAUGAAUGUUCACCAGAUUAAGAUAUUUAUUAUAAAAUUUUUAUAAUUUGUUUGGGUCUUAAAAUCGUUAUUCAGGGCAUUUCAGAUUUGCGUCUCAACAAAAUAUAAAAAAUGGUCCUAUAAACAUGAGUCCAAAAAGGAUUUGUUCCCAACAUACAGGCUGCUAAGCUUAACAAACGGUUUUUUUUUAUGAAUAGCUUUAAAAUGGUUUUGCCGAUUGGGAUAAAAUUUGUAUGGUUUAUUUAGGCACUUACACACAAUUGCUUGAGAUGAUGUACAUAGCAAGCAAGUUGGUUUUUCUUUAAUGUUUUAACAUCACUUUUUGUACGCCUAAUCAGAAGAAAUUAGUAAUUACUAUAUUUUAGUCUCUUGAGGAAUUUGCUUGCUUUGCUAGUUAUAUUUUCAAAAUCUGGAUUAGAUUGAAUUGUUUUAAUACUUCCAGAGUCUGCUAAUUAUUUAAAUAAACCACAAAAGUCUUGUUUAAAUUGGCAAUAACUUUUUAUUUUUUUAACUUAUCAGACUUUUCGAAUUCAAACUCACAAUUCUUUGGAUAUUUUAAUGAAAGAAACUCUGAAAUACCCUGCAUUUUUUAAAUUAUGCAAAAAUUGCUUUUCAAAUGUUUAAGAGUUCAAUAAUCAGAAUUGAAACUUGCCCUUUUUAAUGGUUCGUUGCCAUAUUUUGGCACAAUUUUUUAAGGAGUUCUUCAAAAAAUUUGCUUUUUCGCUAUCCAUUCGACCGAAAUCGUUCUUGGUUUUUUUUAAAUUAAAAAUUUUAAUGAACUGUAAAUAAUAGAAUUUAGAAAUGUCCACUUUUAUUAAUUAACAAAUCAUUAUUGGGUCAUUUUUGUAUUUAGAAAUUUAAUUUUUAAUAUAAAAUGGCCAUAUACCAAUAAAAAUUUACUAGUAUCAGGCCAAAUACUAAUUAUUUUUACUAAUUAUGUUUUGAAUUUUAUAUAAUUGAUCAUUAAGGCUUAAGAGCGGAAAGAAGUUUUUUUCUUCAAUAAUUUAAUCAUACAUAGAUUAAAUAUAUAUAUAUAUAUAGCUAGUCAUAUAAAUCAACCUUAAGAAAUAAAACAUAAAAAAGAAACAAAUUAAAAGGGUAAGACAUAUAAGCAGAUACCAAUCAUAAAGCAGUUCAGUAUUUUCUAUGGUUAAUUUUUAAUAUAUAAUAAAUGAAUAAAACUUAUACGCGAAUUUAAGGUAUAUUCGAUAUAUUAUAGUUUUCUAAUUUUCUUAAAACGUUUGAGUCAUCAAUUUUUAGUUAUUAGCACAAAUAUGUUCUUGUUUAUUUUGGCAACUAUUAAGCAUACAAUUUUUAAUAAGUACUAAAAAACGACAUUUUGAUGUCGUUCUUAUGUUUGUAUUGAUAUUAAAAAAAGUAUAAAAUGUCAAUCUUACUAAAAAUUAAAAUUUAAAAAAAACUUUCCUUAAAUUCUCUUAAAUGUUAUUACAAAUUUUCCACCUAAAUUAAGACACUAUAAAAAUGUCUGCAUAGCCUUUAACUAUUACACAUUUUAAAAAGAAAUUUUCUGUAGCAAUAUAAAAUAAAAGGACUCUCAAAAUUGCUUGUGCGUGGCCAGAAUCUACGCUUACUACACAACACUUAAUUAUCACAACUUCUUAUAUUUAUAUAUUAACAAAUUACAAACCUUUUUUAUUUAUAAAAUCUUUUUUCAGAGUUUAUUUUCCAGAAAGUAAAUGAAUUGGUAAAUAAUGGCUAAUUAAAUCUAUUGGAAACAGAUACCACCUAUACUUUACUAGUUUUAUCCUAAAAUAAACUAUAUUUUUGUUAUUACAUUUUUAAAAUCCUAUAGCGAAGCUGAAAAUACGGUUAUCUCACAGUUUAAUUAAGAUUUUUUUUUGUGAUAUUCUUUUAUAAAACAAAUAAUUCUUUUUUUUGUUGUAUAUACCUAUUAUUUUUUAUAAGCAUUUAUUAUUAUAUAGUUAUAAAUAUAUUUUGUACUUUUUUUAUAUGAUGUUUAACGCAAAAUUUUGUAAUAUAUAUAAGUAAUUAAAUUACUAUGUAGUUACCUUUAUAAAACUGUAAGAUAUUUUUUUUUUUGAAGAAACUCUGCUGAAAGCUUUAUUUUUGCAUAUAGCAUGUCAAGUUUAUAAUAUGGAAAUUAGAGAAUAUAUUCUAGUUUUAUUUUUUUUUGUUAUAUAAUUUUUCCAUAAAGGCAUUAAAAAGUGUUUUUUCUUAAUAUAAAUGGCAUAUAUGUAUGUAACUAGUACAUAAUGUUUCCUAGAAUUAUUCUAUAAACAGUGCCAUAGUACGGAAUAUCUAGAACAUUGUGAGUACUUAAUCAGUAUAUCGUAAUAGUUGUCAUAGAUAUUCUGUAAAAUAUUGUAUAUUUUUAAAUAAUUUUAAUACGUGAAAUCCAGUGCCUUAUUCCUAUACUUUGUACUAUAUAAUAAUAAUUAUUAUGUGUAUUAUGUUGAUGUUAAGUUUUAUAUUUUUGUAAAAAAUGUACAUUCCGCUUAGACUAUAAUAAAUUAAUAUAAAUAUAUUUAUUUUUUAGAA